AUGCGUCUUUCAAUUGGAUGUGCUCUUUUUUUCGUCGUUAUUGCUUUCGUACAAAGCAAUCCAAUCUUCAAUGGUAUGAAUGAUUUAAAUGCAGUUAUUAAUCAACUUGGUUCACAAACUGCUUUGAAUGAUUUAAUGCAUAAUCUUUCUGGUCAAGUUGCUAAUGCUCUCUCAUCAUCUCAAUUACAAGCACUUGUACAACAAGCUCUUCAACUUGCUCCAAGUGUUAUGAACGGUAGUGUUAAACCUCAAGUCGCUGCUGCUCAAUUAUUAGCACAACUUCAACAACAACUUGGUUCAAAUAACCAACUUCUUAAUGCUGUAACCAACGCUAUUCAACAAUUAGGCAGUGCUCUUCUUACAAUCCAACCAAAUUUACUUUCAGGUCUUGGCACACGUUCAGCACUAGGCAAACAAUUACAAAUCAGUGAUUUAGAAGCUAUUGUUGCUCAACAUCCACAAUACUCAAGCGCAGUUGCAUCACUUGCCGCUCUUGCUGACAAAGUUAUUGCUGCUCUUACACAACCCCAAUUGAAAGCACUUGAAAAUCUUACACUUCAACUUGCUUCAAAUGUUAUGAAUGGUAGUCUUAAACCUGAAGCCGCUGCCACUCAAUUAUUAGCACAACUUCAACAAUAUCUUGGUACUACCCAGCUUUUUGUUGACGUAGCCAUUAUUGUUCAACAAUUGGUCAGUCCUGUUGCUUAA
Molecule: messenger RNA, 708 nt
Organism: Adineta steineri
Lineage: Eukaryota; Metazoa; Rotifera; Eurotatoria; Adinetida; Adinetidae
Source: the annotation of a GenBank genome assembly